UUUAAUUUCCCAUGACUCCCCGCGUCCUCAAGCCCCGCCCCCAGUUCCCCAGCCCCGCCCCGAAGUUUGAGGGGUGUGGACGGUUUGUGACCCCCUUAUCCGACUCUACCCCUCACGGGCAGGGAGAGCUAGGCUUGGCACGGCGGCCGGGACCAGGCAGCCCUUCAGUUCGGGUGGGCUUAUGGACCCCAGUCCAACGCCGCGGGAAUAGGACCAUCCAAACGCGGAACUUUCGCCUCAGAAAAAGCAGGGUGCGGGACCCCUCCUCACCGCGCGGUCUGAGUACGGUCAGGGUAGAUCACAGGCCGAGGACAGAGUAAAGACCUCUGAGGCCGGACACCUGGGGUCCUGUCGGGCCCCUCCCCACGAGAGUUUCCUGUGUCUGUGCCAGUCGUUUUCAUCUUUCUUCGCCGCAGUUUCCUUUUCUGUAAAUCAUGGUUGAUGACAUUAACCUUCUUACCAUCAGGGGUUAGUUGUGGGUGUGAUAAAUAAUUGCUACCAUUUAUUGAGCAAUUGCAAUUUGCAAUGUGCCAGGCACUGUGCUAAGUAUUUUGCUUCGAUGAUUUCACGUCAUCUUCAAAACAACCUCAUGAGGGCUGGGUCAGUUAGAACCUAAACAAACUAGAGACCUGGUUGCAACCCUCAGGCUCUGCUGAUGCUAUCCCCCUUUGUUCCUGCAGCGUGGACCCUGUCAGCAGCCAGGCCAUGGAGCUCUCUGAUGUCACCCUCAUUGAGGGUGUGGGUAAUGAGGUGAUGGUGGUGGCAGGUGUGGUGGUGCUGAUUCUAGCCUUGGUCCUAGCUUGGCUCUCUACCUACGUAGCAGACAGCGGUAGCAGCCAGCUACUGGGCACUAUUGUGUCAGCAGGAGACACGUCUGUCCUCCACCUGGGGCAUGUGGACCACCUGGUGGCAGGCCAAGGCAACCCUGAGCCAACAGAACUCCCUCAUCCAUCAGAGGGUAAUGAUGAGAAGGCUGAAGAGGCUGGCGAAGGUGGGGGAGACUCCACAGGGGAAGCUGGAGCUGGGGGUGGUAUUGAGCCCAGCCUUGAGCAUCUCCUUGACAUCCAAGGCCUGCCCAAAAGACAAGCAGGUGCAGACAGCAGCAGUCCAGAGGCCCCCCUGAGAUCUGAGGAUAGCACCUGCCUCCCUCCCAGCCCCGGCCUCAUCACUGUGCGGCUCAAAUUCCUCAAUGAUACCGAGGAGCUGGCUGUGGCUAGGCCAGAGGAUACCGUGGGUGCCCUGAAGAGCAAAUACUUCCCUGGACAAGAAAGCCAGAUGAAACUGAUCUACCAGGGCCGCCUGCUGCAGGACCCAGCCCGCACACUGCGUUCUCUGAACAUUACCGACAACUGUGUGAUUCACUGCCACCGCUCACCCCCAGGGUCAGCUGUUCCAGGCCCCUCAGCCUCCUUGGCCUCCUCGGCCACUGAGCCACCCAGCCUCGGUGUCAAUGUGGGCAGCCUCAUGGUGCCUGUGUUUGUGGUGCUGUUGGGUGUGGUCUGGUACUUCCGAAUCAAUUACCGCCAGUUCUUCACGGCGCCUGCCACUGUCUCCCUGGUGGGAGUCACGGUCUUCUUCAGCUUCCUAGUAUUUGGGAUGUAUGGACGAUAAGGACAUAGGGAGAAAAUGAAAGGCAUGGUCUUCCUCCUUUAUGGCCUCCCCGCUUUUUCUGGCCAGAGUUGGGCCCGAAGGCCUGGGAGGGAGGGGUAGAAAGGAUGUGAUAGAAAUCCCCUCCAUAGGACACAGGAGGCAGGUACAGGGCCUCCCCUUCUUGUCCACGGGAGUACAGAUGUCCCCUCUGUGCAAGCACAACUCAGGUAGAAAUGAGAAUGUCACCUUUCUUCACUUUUAGGGUCCUCCUGAAGAAGUUCAGAGCUGAUGGCCAAGCUCAGUGGGGAGCCUGGGCUCUGAGGAUUCCCUCCCACCUGUGGUCCUAGCUCUUCCCAAUGUCCUGCAUGUCUGCCCCCCAGCACCCAGGCUGCCUGCCAGGGCAGCUCAGCAUGGCCCCAGCAUACCACUGUAGGGAGCCUGGAGUCUUCCUUCCAUUUCUCAGCCAAGUAUCAGUCUUUUGAGACUGAAGUCACACAGGCGGGAACGCAGAUCCUGCACGCCUUCUCUAUGGGCACCUGGCCGCCUUCACCUUCUCCCUCUACCCCUUAGCAGGAAUAGGGUAUUCUCCACGUUCUAGAUAGUUUUCAGUGACCUCCCUUCUUUCAAAGCACUUUGCUUGCAUUUUUUUUUUUUUUUUUUAAAGAGUCCUUCAUAGAGCUCAGUCAGGAAGGGGAUGGGGCACCGAGCCAAGCCCCUAGUACUGGGAGCGGCCAGGCCACAGCUGCUGCUCCCAUAGGCCUCAGGCUGCAAGCAGGAGACAGCAUUGGCCCUUGGCCAGCGUCCUACUCUGCCCAACUCCAAGGAUGAGCUCUGGGUAUGGAUCGCUGGCCCUUAGGCUCUUGCUUCUGGGGCUGUUGGAUGGAGGGUCAGUGUCUGACUGAAUAAAGUUCCAUUUUGUGA
Molecule: messenger RNA, 2511 nt
Organism: Saimiri boliviensis boliviensis (Bolivian squirrel monkey)
Lineage: Eukaryota; Metazoa; Chordata; Mammalia; Primates; Cebidae
Gene: TMUB2
Product: transmembrane and ubiquitin like domain containing 2
Biological process (GO): ERAD pathway
Molecular function (GO): protein binding
Source: RefSeq, a predicted model, not a curated record